AUGUCGAUGAGCCCUAAGCAUACGACUCCUUUUUCUGUAUCCGAUAUCUUAAGUCCUCUUGAAGAGAGCUACAAAAAAGUGAGUAUGGAGGGGAACAACUUGGGGGCUCCUCUUGCCUCGUACAGACAACCCCAAGUCACGCAAGCGGCGAUGCAGCAGCACCACAUGGGCCACAAUGGAACAGUACCCGCUGCCUACCACAUGACUGCAGCUGGAGUUUCCCAGCUGUCACAUACAGCCAUGGGGGGCUACUGUAACGGGAAUUUGGGCAACAUGAACGACCUGCCGGCCUAUCAAGACGGCAUGAGAGGCAGCACGACGGCCACCAGCUGGUACGGAACGAAUCCAGACCCACGCUUCUCCACAAUCUCUCGUUUCAUGGGCGCCUCGUCUGGUAUGAAUAUGGGCGGUAUGAGCACACUGAGUUCACUGGCGGAUGUUGGCAAAGGCAUGGGUCCGCUGACCAGCACGCCUCGCAGGAAGAGACGAGUACUCUUCUCCCAGGCGCAGGUGUACGAGCUUGAGCGACGCUUCAAGCAGCAGAAGUACCUCUCCGCGCCGGAAAGGGAACAUCUGGCCAGCAUGAUUCACUUGACUCCGACUCAAGUUAAAAUUUGGUUUCAAAACCACCGAUAUAAAAUGAAGAGGCAGGCCAAGGACAAAGUGUCCCAGCAGCAAUUGCAACAAGACAAUGGCUCCUGUCAGCAGCAGCAACAGUCUCCACGGCGGGUGGCCGUGCCAGUGUUGGUGAAAGACGGAAAGCCAUGUCAGGGCAGCAGCCAUACACCCAACACUGGUGUACAAAACCACCAUCACCAGGGGGGAAACGUCAUGAUUAUGUCCAAUAACACUUCUUCAAUGGGCCAGCAUCAAAGCCAGCAGGUAGGCAGCGCCGGCCAGUCCCCAGAUCUGGGUCAACACGCUGCAAGCCCCCCAUCUCUCCAAACCCAAGUAUCCGGCCUGUCGCACCUGAACUCUUCCGGUUCCGAGUAUGGAGCUGCCUUGCCCUGCUCCGCUCUGCUCUAUGGCAGGACGUGGUGACAUCGGAACAGACAAUAACACGAUAACAAAAUGACAGGUGGAUGCAGAUAAUCUGUAUACCCUGCUCAAAAAGAGCAUGAGAACAGUGGGUGCGCUCUGAAAUCAUUGUCUCCUUUCUGGAGGGAGACAUGGCAAGGCUACGAGCAACACGAGGAUUGCCAAAUGUCAAAGGUAUCGAAUCUUUUAUUUUGAGGAUGAGCGCCAAAACACCAUUAAGAAGAUGGAAUUAUUUAUAUACGCUAGAUUUUAAAUGGAGACUGAUUUAAACACUAAAAUCAAAUAUUCUGUCAUCCUGUUGGAUUUUAAAAACAUGU
Sinocyclocheilus grahami is the source of this 1355-nucleotide messenger RNA. Its product is annotated as thyroid transcription factor 1-like. Gene Ontology annotation, molecular function: RNA polymerase II cis-regulatory region sequence-specific DNA binding; DNA-binding transcription factor activity, RNA polymerase II-specific. The transcript is spliced from 2 exons. Gene Ontology annotation, cellular component: nucleus. The record is from RefSeq and is a predicted model, not a curated record. NCBI's taxonomy places the organism in Eukaryota, Metazoa, Chordata, Actinopteri, Cypriniformes, Cyprinidae. Bases 1 to 1041 code for a protein of 346 amino acids. Gene Ontology annotation, biological process: regulation of transcription by RNA polymerase II; cell differentiation.